Molecule: messenger RNA, 1518 nt
Organism: Hirsutella rhossiliensis
Lineage: Eukaryota; Fungi; Ascomycota; Sordariomycetes; Hypocreales; Ophiocordycipitaceae
Exons: 5
Coding region: 1-1518 (505 amino acids)
Source: RefSeq, a predicted model, not a curated record
AUGGGCACGGCGCCGCCUUUCAUGUAUAGCGCCGAGAGGCGCGAUUCGCGAUUCCCCGACGUGCCCUUCGAUCCAAAAGUCGUUACUCGGGCUAGCUGGGAGCCCAAGACCAGGAAGGCUCAACCGCGCGGGCCCUUGAUCUCUUUGAAUCGGCACCCAGACUCACACUCAGUCGUUCCGCACCUGUCCAAACAGCCCUUGCCUCUGGGGCCUCGCGCCAAGAAAUGGAUCAAGAGACUGCGCCGUUUGCAGCUCGGGCUGCGAGUACUGCAGCUCAAUGGCGCCUUGGGCACCCUGACUCUGAUGAUUCUCAUCGUCAACAUUGAAGCCGUCACGGCCUGGACCCUGAGGAUUGCUCCCGCCAUCUCCAUCAUUCACACGCUCUACGCCACCUACCACCUCUCGCGCGGCGCUGCCAGUCGCACGCCUGCUUCCUCAGCCGCCUAUCACGUUUUCUCAUUCGUGGCAGACCUGGGCAUUGUAGGCAUUUAUGCCUUUGGGGCUUUCUCCGUGCACCAGAAGGCAGGCUCCUGGGCCACCCGGUUGACCAACCAACAUCUCAUGCAUGGUUUCGUCCCGGCUGCCUACUAUCUCCUGAUCGGCACUGGUGCCUUGCAUCUGGUCUCCCUGGCCAUCUCAUUGUGGCUCGGCCUCAUGUUCCGGACCAUCAGCCUCAUGCCGCCCGAUAUGAACCCUCUCGAGGACCACUUGACUGCGCGACCAUCCCGCAAGAGAAACAAGUCAUCCAUCACGACAACUAGCUGUCCCUGGAUUCGCAGCGAGAGCACUCACUCGCUCUGCCGGCCUGCCAACGGCUAUGCCUUUCCGUCGCGCCUCCCAGUGUGGAUCGUACACAGCCAGGUUCGCAUCGCAAAAUUCACCGAGACUUGGCUGCCCACAGACUCGCUCAUCUCAAGGACCAACCAUCGGACUCGCAACACAAUGGUUGAGACGGACAUGGGCCAGGUACGCGUAAGCCAGCUCUACUCGGCCUUGCCACAAGAGUACAACCUUGAUGAUUCGUCCGAGACGGAGGAGAAUGGCGAGUGGGAACCAUCGACUGAGCUGUCAUUGGGCAAGCUGCAUCCUAACCCGCUCCGAUCGCACCCAGCAUUGCGCCCGCGAGGCGUCCCUACGACUGGCAAAGCGUACCUGACCGACUCCCAGAGUGCCAUGGAGCUGCCGGGGCGAAUCCCCUUAUCCGACAUGAGCGGCAACCAAAAGCAACCUAGCUUGAGCCAAGACAUCGCAGAUCAGCUGCAUGGGCGACCAGGAUCGUGGCAGCUACACCGAACAAGUUCUAUCCAGGCAGAGGACAACUUCUGUUUGAAAUCACCCGGCGAGCUCGUGUGCGCGACCCCUCCGCUCAUGAUCGGGGGCAACCGAAAGAUUUCGUCCGGCAAUGAUUAUGGAUUCGAAUACUCUUCCAUGGCUUACGGGCGACGAAACGUUAGUGGGAAACAGGUCGAGGAAGGGCGAGCAGGCACUCGCGUUCCAUUGCGAAGCUGCGCCAUCUAA